UCAUUCUUUCCCCAAACCCACCACGAUUCGUCUCCGACCUAUCCAGAGCACGGAUUUUCGCGGGUAACCUAUCGAAUCUACGCUCUGAUAACUUUGGAUUUUAUCCAUGCGUACUCUCUCUAGUAAUCCUGACAUACCCAAUUACCUAACCCAAGUACCCAAGUAGUUGGUUGGAUCGAGAACGGGGCUCAAUGGGGCUUUUUGUCACUUUUCAAUUUCAACCUCUUCUCUUUAUUCUUUAAAAAUGAAAUAUACUAUUGUACUCUUUGUUCCGUUUCCAUAUCGUCGUACGUAAAUCCUCCUUGUGGAGUGUUUACGUUAGAUUGAUGCAACUCUGCCAACUGUAAAGUAACUAUGAUUUUACGUUCAUGUGCAAUAUUCGAAUCCAAUGAUGGUAUAAUCUUCAAGGAUUUGUGAGGAUUUGUACAAGUUUGUGCAACAUAUGUAAAGUAAACAAAUAUUCUUUUGAAGAUAUUUUAUCUAGAUAAUGGCAGAAGAAGAAUUUGAAGAAAAGGAGUACCGUUGGGAAACUGGUUACGAAAAGACAUGGGAGGCAAUUAAGGAAGAUGACCAUGGUCUGUUGGAAGCCUCUGUCGCAGAUAUUAUUCACAAUGCUAAGAGAAAACGUCAGCUGGAAAGAAAACAGGGUGCCAGAUUAGGAAUGAUGAGGCAUUUUUAUAUUAUCUUAGAUGCUUCUGAAUCAAUGUCUAAUCAAGAUUUGAAACCAACUCGUUUUCUGUGUUCUCUAAAGCUCUUAGAAGAUUUUAUCGAGGAAUUUUUCUAUCAAAAUCCUAUAAGUCAAUUAGGUGUAAUUAUAACUAGAAAUAAAAGAGCUGAGAAAAUUAGCGAUUUAGCUGGUAACUCAAAGAAGCACGUUAAGGAAUUACAAAUUUUACAACAAACUGUAGUAGGCGGUGAGCCUUCUUUGCAAAAUUCUUUAGAAUUGGCAACAAAGUUAUUGAAAUUAUUACCAUCACACGCUAGUAAAGAAAUAUUGGUAAUUAUAGGAGCCUUGACUACAUGCGACCCUGGAGAUAUCAACGAAACAAUAAAAAAUAUGAAAUUGGAUGGCAUUAGAUGUAGCGUAAUAGGAUUGGCCGCUGAAUUAUACAUCUGUAAACGAAUGGCUAACAUUACCGGUGGCGAACAUAGCGUUGCGCUCGAUGAUAAACAUUACAAGGAGCAAUUGAAUGCACAUAUAGAUCCUCCGCCUGCUGCAAUGCGAUUAGAUGCAGCGCUUGUGAAAAUGGGGUUUCCUCAUCACGCUCUACACUCUAAUGCGCCAGAUACAUCUAUAACAGUAUGUAUGUGCCACGCACACAAUUCCGAUGAAACGGUUAAACUUAUGACUACCGGCUACCUUUGUCCCCAGUGCCUCAGUAAACAUUGUGAGCUACCUGUGGAAUGUAGAGCUUGCGGUCUUACUCUAGUAUCCGCUCCACAUUUAGCCCGAUCAUAUCACUAUCUAUUUCCUGUUGAUCCUUUUAAAGAAAUUGCACCUGACAGUGAUUAUACUAUCUGCUUUGGGUGCCAAAAAGCUUUUACCCAAAAGGAUAAAAAGGUAUAUACCUGCGGAAAAUGUAAUCAAAUGUUUUGUUUAGACUGUGAGAUUUUUAUUCAUGAGAUAUUGCACACGUGUCCUGGUUGUGCAAUAAAUCCUGAAACAUAUAAGAAAAGAGAGUCUACAGAUAGAUCUUGAAAUGGCACACUUACCGAUAUAGCAAGAAAAUUUGUAUAAAUACAUAUGAACAUUACGAUAAAGGUGAUGCAUUUGCUUGCGCGCGCGCAUUUAUUCUAAAUUAAAA
Mycetomoellerius zeteki is the source of this 1805-nucleotide messenger RNA. It is a transcript of the gene Ssl1, whose product is annotated as general transcription factor IIH subunit 2 Ssl1. Bases 488 to 1699 code for a protein of 403 amino acids. Gene Ontology annotation, biological process: regulation of transcription by RNA polymerase II; DNA-templated transcription; nucleotide-excision repair. Gene Ontology annotation, molecular function: zinc ion binding. The record is from RefSeq and is a predicted model, not a curated record. The transcript has 9 exons. Lineage: Eukaryota; Metazoa; Arthropoda; Insecta; Hymenoptera; Formicidae. Gene Ontology annotation, cellular component: transcription factor TFIIH core complex; transcription factor TFIIH holo complex.